UUCGGUUAGCUGGGAGCGUGAAACCGCGUGAGAAAGUUGCCAUUGAGGUAAAGCAGAGCUAGGAGGUGGACUGUCGCCGCAACUGAAGGGAGUUGUUGCUAUCAAAACUAACAACAUAUUUUUUUUUUUUUGGAGGGGUUGAAUCUAUUUCGGACGUACUUUUUCAUCCAAACUCAGCGGGGGAAGUAAAUAUUUGUUUUUGUUUUUUUGUGACUGUUCGACCGCCAGCUAGCGACCGCGGCGAGUCAAGUGGGAACUCUUCACUGCAAUUAACUUGUGUGGAUUUGUUUCUGAUGCUCUCCUCGGACUGAGAGCCGCUUGAAUUUGUACUCGGAAUACAUCGGGACCUACACACUAAAAAACAAACGCAGGAGUGAUUGAGGAGGCUCCUUUUUUUUUUUUUUUCUCCCCCUCACCUGGUUCUUACCCUCUGCCUUCCUCCUCCUCCUCCUCCUCCUCUUAGCUGCCUCCAGCUAAUGAGCCGUUUCCCGUGUUUUUCCGGUUGAUUUACGGCCCCGCGUUUGCCGCGCGGAGCGGAGGACAACGACCGAGAGACAGACGAGAGAGGAGCGGAGGGGGAUUCAUAUCAAAGCUUUCGGAGCAGUUUUGUGUUUUUUUUGUUGUUGUUGGAUUGGUCCGAGUGAUAAAUGAUGGAUUCGUCUCCGUGAGCCUCCUUCACCCUCACCGUACCCUCAUUUGAUCCCCCCCCCCACACACACACACACAAACCGGGACUUUUUCAAGAAGGAAACGGUCACAUCCUCCCGGAGAUAACAAUGUUUCCCCAGGGGCGACACCCGACGCCCCACCAGGCUCCAGGCCAGCCCUUCAAGUUCACCAUCCCAGAGUCACUGGACCGCAUCAAGGAGGAGUUCCAGUUUCUUCAGGCACAGUACCACAGUCUCAAGCUGGAGUGUGAGAAGCUGGCCAGUGAAAAGACGGAGAUGCAGAGACACUACGUCAUGUACUACGAGAUGUCUUAUGGCCUCAACAUCGAAAUGCACAAACAGACUGAGAUUGCCAAGAGACUAAACACCAUCUGUGCGCAAGUCAUUCCCUUCCUCUCACAGGAGCAUCAACAGCAGGUGGUCCAAGCUGUGGAGCGAGCAAAACAGGUGACCAUGGCAGAGCUUAAUGCCGUCAUCGGGGUACGUGGACUGCCAGGUCUUCCACCCACACAGCAGCAUCUAUCCCACAACCACAGCGGUGCCCCAGUGCCCCUCACUCCUCACCCUGCUGGCCUCCACCCCUCACAGCUGGGCGGUUCAGCUGGUCUCCUGGCUCUAUCAGGAGCACUCGGUGCUCUUCCUCCCCAUCUUAUGGGAAAAGAUGGCGGUGAUAAAAAGCCCCACCUGUCUGGACCGGACUCACACUCUGCAGGGCCGGAGCACCUGAGAGAGCGAGAGCCCGGCACAAGUAACUCAUUGCUGCCAGAAAGUCUCAGGAACUCAGAUAAGCGACGGAACGGACCCGAGUUUCCGAAUGACACCAAGAAACGCAAGGUGGAUGACAAGGACUCCAGCCACUAUGAUAGCGACGGGGAUAAAAGUGAUGAUAAUUUAGUGGUGGAUGUCUCGAAUGAGGAUCCAGCCUCCCCUCGAGGCACCCCUCUCCCCUCUCCUCGAGAAAAUGGCCUGGAUAAAGCACGACUUCUCAAGAAAGACCCCUGCAGUCCAGCCUCUACUGCAUCAUCAGCUAGCUCCUCCUCCCUCAAGUCCAAAGAGAUGUCAAUGCGAGACAAAGCAGGUACACCUGGACUGAAGUCAAGCACACCCACACCACGAGGUGACUCCACCCCUGGUCCAAGCUCAACUCCUGGAAUCCGGCCAAGCCUGUCAAAACCCCCCUCAAUGGAGAUACCACAUCCACCCACUGCAGGUUUGCGGACCCCCCUGGCUGUACCAGGCCCAUACCCAGGUGCAUUUGGUAUGUUGCCCCAUGCAGCAGGAAUGAACGGAGAGCUGGCUGGCGCUGCCGGGGCUGCGGCCUAUGCUGCCGGACUGCACAACAUGUCACCUCAGAUGAGCGCUGCUGCUGCGGCCGCUGUGGCUGCAUACGGGCGUUCACCCAUGGUUGGUUUUGAUCCUCAUCCUCACAUGCGAGUUCCUGGCAUGCCUCCCAGUCUGACAGGGAUCCCUGGUGGCAAACCCGCUUACUCCUUUCAUGUGGCGGCAGACGGGCAGAUGCAGCCUGUGCCGUUCCCCCCGGAUGCUUUGGUGGGCCCAGGGAUUCCUCGCCACGCCCGGCAGAUCAACACACUAAACCAUGGAGAGGUGGUGUGCGCCGUUACCAUCAGUAACCCCACCCGACACGUUUACACAGGAGGGAAGGGUUGCGUCAAGGUCUGGGACAUUAGUCACCCAGGAAACAAAAGCCCGGUGUCGCAGCUUGACUGUCUGAACAGAGACAACUACAUCCGCUCCUGUCGUCUCCUCCCUGAUGGUCGUACGUUGAUUGUGGGAGGUGAGGCGAGCACGCUGUCGAUUUGGGAUCUGGCCACGCCUACUCCUCGCAUUAAGGCAGAGUUAACAUCAUCAGCACCAGCAUGUUACGCAUUGGCCAUCAGCCCAGACUCCAAGGUCUGCUUCUCUUGCUGCAGCGAUGGAAACAUUGCGGUCUGGGAUUUACACAACCAGACACUUGUUAGGCAGUUCCAGGGCCACACAGAUGGGGCCAGCUGUAUCGACAUUUCCAACGACGGCACCAAGCUGUGGACCGGUGGCCUCGAUAACACUGUGCGCUCGUGGGAUCUGAGAGAGGGACGGCAGCUGCAGCAGCAUGACUUCACAUCACAGAUCUUCUCUCUCGGCUACUGCCCGACAGGAGAGUGGCUCGCUGUGGGAAUGGAGAGCAGCAACGUUGAGGUUCUUCAUGUCACCAAGCCUGACAAAUAUCAGCUUCAUCUACAUGAGAGCUGUGUACUCUCCCUACAGUUCGCCUACUGUGGUAAAUGGUUUGUGAGCACAGGAAAGGACAACUUACUGAAUGCGUGGAGAACACCGUACGGAGCCAGCAUAUUCCAGUCUAAAGAAUCUUCCUCGGUGCUAAGCUGUGAUAUAUCUGUGGACGACAAGUACAUCGUCACUGGUUCAGGGGACAAGAAGGCCACCGUUUACGAGGUCAUCUACUAAACAUAUGGAAAGAAAGCAAGGACAUCUGUUCUUUCCCACACACCCAAUAUGUUUCAUGAGAUUUUCAUGUGGAGCCAGAAACCGCAGAAGACAAGACUGACCUGGGUGGGACCUUCUUUUCUAUGUUAACAUCUGCCAAGGAGACAGAGAAAAGAGGAGACGAACAUUUUACGUGCACAUAUCGAUUGUGCCUGUAGACAUGACUCCGUAUCAGCUGGGAAUUAGCUGGAGGAGCUGGAUGUUAAUGGAACUAUUUGGAUGUUGGAUGACGUGUCUUUGCUGCUUUCUGCUACAGACUGCACUGGGAUCAGUUACAGGGACCAGAACCAAAGGGGGGCACUGCGUUGUUUUGACUCGGUCACACUGUACUGAACAUCAGAUUUGAAACCACACUUGAUUCAUAGUCAUGACCAGGGGCAGAGGCCCUAGAACGAAACACUCGAACCAGAAGUUUGAAUAUGUAUACGAACGGAAAAAGAAACGUGGACAGAAACUGACAAAAUAACAGAGACGGAGGAGGAGAAGUAACGCGGUGAAUGCAGAAGAUGUUGUUUUGUAUUUUGUUCACAGCCUGUUGAUCUCUCGCUUUGACUCUCUGACCUUAGAACCUCAGCUUGCUGUUCUGAUACGCCUACACUGUCUGAAAAGUACCUUUUCUGUCUUAAUAGAUAAGUCCUAUCCUCACUAACUGCACUGUAGUGGUAGCUGUCCACCUACACAGUUAGUACACACACACACACACACACACACUGUAAACAUACUGAAGGCUGUGUUGACUUGUCUAGCAUCAUGCCAUCGUUGAUUUUCCGUGAUGGGUUAGUUUGAUACUCAUGAAGUGAAGUAUGUUUUUGUAAUUUGUACCAACUUCAGAUGCCACCAAAAAGCAUUUAGGUACUUUAAUGAAACAUUUGCAUAGCAGACCAAACAAGCUUCCAGAACAGGAAGUUUUUCUCCCUCCUGUAUAUUUUAUGAUUCUGGUUCAAUUAGUUGGGAAACCGUUCAGAUUGAAUUCAAUUGAUGCUUUUCCUCUACUGUCCCUGUUUCAACAGAUCAUUCCUACUUACACGUUUCCACACAGCGAGGAUAACGUGGGAUUUCUUUUAGCUUUUUUAGCCCUCGCGCCCUGUACUGGCUGGGUGCUGCAGCGUAUGUCAUCAACUGCACGUCGGCAGGGUGAGCCCCACCUUCGCUCGCACUAGUACUGAAUUGACCUGAGACCAUUUCAGAGACUCGGCAUUGGUAAUUGGUCAGUUGGAUGUAGCUUCAGAGUUACAUAUAGCCGUUCUCAUAUGGUCUUGUUUAAAUCUAGACAGACUGCUGUUAAUUUUAACGCAAUCCAUGUGCUCGUGGUCACUUUUUACAAAAAGUUCAUUGGUUGAGGUUUCUCUUUGUUUGAAAUUCACCCCGACUCUGCCUUUGUAACUCUUUGUCUUACUGUUUGAGAUGGUUAAUCACGCUUCAUAAACAGGGACCAACUAUACUUCUAAAAAAGAUCAUCUUGACAAUUAAAUGAACCUCGUGUUUAAAGUCCUUUUUAUGCCAUAUUCACAAAACAAACAUCUUAAAAACAGAAUUGCCUUUUUGUUUUAAAUCAUUUAUUUCUGCUAAUAUUUCUUGAAUGUCGGAUGUGAAAUUGCCUUGGGAAGUUCAACUGUGUCGUGUUGUCUUUUGACUUCACACAGAUGAUUUAAGACGACAAGCGAGGUAAAAUUAUUUGUCAAGAUGGUCUUCUAGAGAAAAGGUUAGCAAAGGUGCAGUUGUAUUUCAGCUUCAGGAAGGAGUCAGUCAGUUUCAGCCAUUUUUAACUCAUUAAUUUCAUGACAUUGUGCUUAGUUUUUUUGUUUUUUUUAAAUCUAUUUGUCUGUUGAAUGUUUGUAAAAAUGUAUAUAUCUGUUUUUUUUUUCUUACAGGACAUUCUUUAGAAAUAACAAACUGUUUUUGUACGUCUUUUACAUGGAAAAGAAACGUCUAAUCAGGAGAAAUACUAAAUGGUCUUAAUGCUAGCUAAUCUAAAAUGAUUGAAAUAUCUAGACAAUAAAUGUGUUUUUGUUUUUUUUUUGUAACCGCAGUGGUCUGACUUUCUGGAUUGAACACGAGUACCUCACUUAUGAAAUCUUUUGGAUCCAUCAACAGAUCAAUGAGAUGGAAACAGUUUACAGAGUCAGUCUUGUAUUCAGAAAGUAGUUUUCAAUGUAUAUGUUGCUGAAACUCGGUGACCAGCAGAGGAUAAUGGUUUAGCUUUGUGUGGACAAAACUUUGAAACAAAAUAAAAUGUACUUAUUUCAGCAUAA
Molecule: messenger RNA, 5422 nt
Organism: Larimichthys crocea (large yellow croaker)
Lineage: Eukaryota; Metazoa; Chordata; Actinopteri; Sciaenidae
Product: transducin-like enhancer protein 1
Exons: 20
Coding region: 777-3131 (784 amino acids)
Biological process (GO): negative regulation of canonical Wnt signaling pathway; regulation of DNA-templated transcription
Cellular component (GO): nucleus; transcription regulator complex
Molecular function (GO): transcription corepressor activity; protein binding
Source: RefSeq, a predicted model, not a curated record